This is a messenger RNA of Hypomesus transpacificus, 3088 nucleotides long. It is a transcript of the gene sorbs3, whose product is annotated as sorbin and SH3 domain containing 3. NCBI's taxonomy places the organism in Eukaryota, Metazoa, Chordata, Actinopteri, Osmeriformes, Osmeridae. The transcript is spliced from 22 exons. Gene Ontology annotation, molecular function: protein binding. The coding region runs from base 257 to 2380 and encodes 707 amino acids. The record is from RefSeq and is a predicted model, not a curated record.
AGCGAGCGAGAGGGAGAGGUGGAGAGAGAGACAGUGUGUGAGAGAGAGGGAGAGUCUCAGAGGGAGCAGGACUGCCCACAACACAUUUGGUCCAGAGAGCAGACAGGAACUUCCAGAAAGUUCCCAGAAACUUCCAGAGAGCAGACAGGAUUUCCAGAGCUACGUUUCUCUGUGCUUCCCAUGCCUGGUUUCCUAGCAGGGACCUCCUGUUAAAGGCUGAACCUGUGGAUAAUAGAGCCGGACAUCAACACAUGACAUGCAGUCUGAGCGGCACGUGGAGGUCCUGGACCACAUCAACGGAUCUCGGAUCGUCUUCUCUGGAGACCUGGCUCCGCCCAGCCUGCAACAGCCCCCCACGGACACCCCGGAUCUGACCCAGGAGGUGGUCAUCUCCCCCGGGCUCCCCACGCCCCCUCUCAGCCCCUACCGCAACACCCGGCUGCCAUCUGGGGACUACAAGGUGUCAGAGUCCAACGGGGGGGAUCCCACUUCUCUCAGUUUUGGAUCUUAUUACGGACCCCCCCUGCCACACGCAGGGGGGGUGCCCAACGGCACGUCGUCCAGGGGCUUUGCCACCCUGCCCCGCAGAGCUCCCUCCAGGGAAGAGAGUCUCAUCAAGUUCUCUGGCAUCGGUCCCGUGGACGAGACGGGGAUGCCCAUCGCAUCCAGAUCAAGUGUGAACAAGCCCAGAGACUGGUACAGGAGCAUGUUCAGACAGAUCCACAAGAAGCCAGAGGACCUCGACCUGGACGACUCAGAGAGGGAGCCUGCUGAACGGAAGCAGAGUCCUGCAGCAGGAGAGGAGAGCGGCCCGGAUCCCUUCGCCCUCACCUCCUAUGGGGCCCUGCCUGACUGGAGUAAGCUGGCCGAUGGAGAAGGCCAGUUCGACCAGGGGAAGCAGAACUCUCAACCCAGGAGCAUCUAUGACUUUGAGCCCGGACAGAACACAGCCACAGUGACCACCAACCAGGCUCCAGUGCUCAGACAGCCUGAGAAACCCCGCUCCUCCUCUAUAGAGCUCCACUCGGAGCUGAGCCGCUUCGAGGCUGAGCUGGACAUGGACAUCCAGGGGCUGGAGAGGAGGCUCUCUCAGAAGAGGCAGUGCAGAGGCCGGGGUGAGGCCGUCCGGCCCGCUGAUACAGGAUCUGGCCCUGGGACGGGAAGAGCACGCGACAACAGCUCUGUGCCUGCUGUCAGCCGGCCCCUCAAUCCCUCUGCUGUUCUCACGUCUGCUCCCAGGACAGCCUCCAGUCCCACACAUGUAGAGCGUCUGUCCCCUGCUUCAGACACCAUGGACUUUCCACCAAAGAGAGAGGAGAAGAAGAAGAAAGCAGCACGAGCCAAGUUUCAUUUCCAGGCACAGUCACCCAAGGAGUUGCCUCUGCAGAAAGGAGACAUCGUUUACAUCCACAGGCAGGUCGACGCCAACUGGUUUGAAGGGGAGCACCAUGGGAGAGCUGGCAUUUUCCCCACCACCUACGUGGAGAUUCUGGCCCCCACAGAGAGGCCCACCCCCAUCAAGUCCCCCUCCGUCCAGGUGGUAGAAUACGGCGAGGCCGUGGCCCUCUUCAACUUCAACGCCGACCUCCCCGUGGAGCUCCCCUUCCGCAAGGGCGAGGUGAUCUGUGUGACCAGACGUGUGGACGACAGCUGGCUGGAGGGCAGGAUCUCCGGGACCAGCCGGAGCGGCAUCUUCCCCACCUCCUACGUCCAGGUCAACAAGAUGCCCCGCACCAAGUCCAGCGAUGACUACCCUCCCUGCCCCAUGUCACCCACCUCCCCGGAGCCUCCCAGCCCCGGACGACCUCUCCACUCCCCCUGCCCUCGCUCCCCCUUCACCCCUGCCUCCCUCAGCCCGGAGCCUGGAUACUCCCCCCUGAAGCCCUCUUCCCCCUCACCCACCCAGCCCUUCAUAGCCAAAGAAGCGACCAAUCACUGGCCUCACCCUGCUUCCAACCCCACAUCCCCCACCCCACAGAACAGCCACUGGGGCGGGGCUUAUCCAGCGACCCAGAAUUCCAUAGGUAGAGCUGUUUCACCGUCCAAUCACAUUGCCGCAUCCACCCACAGACCAGGAGGUGGUCCACCUAGCAGCCCCAAAUACAACAACCUCCCUCAGGAUGGAAGCACCAAACAUUCCCCCGGACCGCAUCCACACAUCAACUCCAACAGGCACGUCCAUUCUGGAGCCACGAAGGUGCCGCGGCAACCAUAUAAAGCGGUUUACAACUACAAGCCCCAGAACAGAGACGAGCUGGAACUGAAGGAGGGGGACAUCGUCCAGGUGAUGGAGAAAUGUGACGAUGGCUGGUUUGUAGGUACGUCAGAAAGGACCCACGCCUUUGGGACGUUCCCAGGGAACUAUGUGACACCCUUCUAAGUGCACCCCCGCCCUGCUCCACCACCUCCACCUGCACCUGACUGAGAACCAUGACUGUUUUAGACCAGAUUGCUUCACCAGAUCACUCCAACCCCACACGUCCCUCCACCCCUGUCCUCGUCCACCCAGGGAGCCGUCCAGCCUGCAUGUGCACCCCCCCCAGUCAGGGACCCCCACCACGCCUGUGCUGACCCCCAGUCAGGGACCCCCACCACGCCUGUGCUGACCUCCAGACUGUGUCUCGUGGUUGAAACACUGUGUGGUUUGCUAUCUCACCUCCCAGCAUGUGUGUUCCACUGUUGACUUGACAAGGAGUGUUUUCACACACACACGCACGUGUACCCCUGCACACUCAAUGUGCACACACACACACACACUCACACACACACACACACACACACUCACAGUCAGCUUGAAUGGAUGAACUGAGUGCUGAGGAUGCUGUUUCCAUUGCAGUGGAAGACUUUUUUUUUGGUCCCUCGUCGACCGCAAGCGUUUACUGUGGCGAAAGUUCACUCAUUCCUUCCACAGGUGAACUCCAGCAGGGCCUCGCUUAGCGGUGGAAUCACAUCCUCCAGACGCCUCUGUUGUCUCUGCAUGUCUGUGUGUUAUGGCUGUGCGCUCAGGCACUGUGACUAAGCAGACCGCGCUCAGCACUUUUCUCCACAACCGGGCCAUAACGGAACACACACACACACGGACACAGAG